CUGCGCCCUAUAAAGUGAACUCAUCGUCGAGGUGUUUGUUGAAUUUCCUAUCACAUUCCCCCAAAUGAGAGAGGAAUGACCGUGAAAUUCCGAUAAAUUGUAAAAGUUUUUCAGACUUCAAAUAUGCCAAGAUAUGCACAGCUUGUGAUGGGUCCGGCUGGCAGUGGCAAGUCUACCUAUUGCAACAUGUUACAAGAACAUUGUGAGAUGUUGAAACGAGCGACACAUGUUAUUAAUUUAGAUCCUGCUGCUGAAAAUUUUAUAUACCAACCAAUCGCAGAUAUUCGUGAUUUGAUUCAAAUUGAUGAUGUGAUGGAAGAUGAAUCACUUAAAUUUGGACCUAAUGGUGGGCUUGUGUUCUGUAUGGAAUAUUUUGCUCAGAAUUUUGACUGGUUGGAGGAACAACUCGGUGAUAUGGAGGAUGACUACAUUAUCUUUGAUUGUCCAGGUCAGAUAGAGUUAUACACACAUCUACCUGUGAUGAGGCAGCUUGUUGACCAGUUACAGAGUUGGGACUUUAGAGUUUGUGGAGUCUUUCUCAUAGAUUCACAGUUUUUAGUGGAAACUUCCAAAUUUUUUUCAGGUAUAUUAUCAGCAUUGUCUGCGAUGGUCAAUCUGGAAAUCCCACACAUUAAUGUAAUGUCCAAGAUGGACUUACUGAGUGGGCAAGCUAAGAAAGAUGUAGAAGAGAAAUAUUUGGAACCGGAUCCGGAUUUGUUGCUUGCAGAGACUGAAUAUUUUGGGAAAAAAUAUGAGAAAUUAAACCAAGCCAUUGCUACAGUGAUAUCAGAUUACAGUUUAGUGAAGUUUUAUCCAUUAGAUAGAUCUGAUGAGGAAUCCAUCAAUGUGAUUCUGUACAACAUUGAUAAUUCAAUUCAGUACGGGGAGGACUUAGAACCCAAGGACACGUUCAGGGAUGAAGAAGACAAAGAAGAAGAUGUAGAUGAACCUGAUAUACCUUGAUAUAAGAACAACACCACAAUGAAUGAUCCAGAGAUACCUUAUUUUAAGGAUGACGUCAUAGAGAAAGAACCAGGGUUCUCACCAUAUCGUCAUGGAGUAAGGGCCCCCUAGCCUGGUUAACUUUCUAUUUUUUUUUUGGGUCCUCUCCUUCAUAGUAAUAUAAACUUUGAUUGGCUGAUAAAUAUACCACACUUCUAAUCUAAUAUGCUAAUUUUCCAAACAAUGGAUGACAAUUGUACUUUCUUCUGUUCAUAUGUUUCAAUUGAAAGGAUGAACAUUACCUGGAAUCCAGUCAUUCAGGUUCCCUUUCACAGUGCACUCAAGAAUGGCCUGGUGAAUCACUACAUAAAUACUUAGACAUCACAGAAUUCUGUGUUGACACUGA
This is a messenger RNA of Saccoglossus kowalevskii, 1348 nucleotides long. RefSeq names its product GPN-loop GTPase 3-like. Gene Ontology annotation, molecular function: GTPase activity. The record is from RefSeq and is a predicted model, not a curated record. Lineage: Eukaryota; Metazoa; Hemichordata; Enteropneusta; Harrimaniidae.